Molecule: messenger RNA, 678 nt
Organism: Prunus armeniaca (apricot)
Lineage: Eukaryota; Viridiplantae; Streptophyta; Magnoliopsida; Rosales; Rosaceae
Source: the annotation of a GenBank genome assembly
AUGCCGGCAAUACUAUCAGGUUACUCUCAAGAGGGAAAUCAUGGGCUUGAGGCUAUUUUUGUCUUUAUUGAGAUGGUGGGAGAAUGGAUGGGGUUAGAUCAUGUCUCAUUUACUAGUGCAGUUUCAGCUUGCGGUCAUGAAAUGAAUUUAGAACUUGGGAAACAGAUACAUGGCUUGACAAUUAAAUCAGGAUAUGGAAAUGAUCAUGUUUCAUGCAUGAAUGAUCGCAACGUAGUGUCUUCGUCAACUAUGAUUUCAAUAGACGAAGACGAUGCCAUCUCUCUAUUUAAUGAGAUGAGAUUGGAUGGAGUAUAUCCAAAUGAUGUUACAUUUGUUGGACUAAUCCAUGCUAUAUCAAUUAGGAAGUUGGUGGAGGAAGGCGAAAUGAUUCAUGGUGUCUUGAGUGCAAUUGGUGAUGCUCAGGAUAUUUCUCUGAAAUUUGGCCAACGAUGCCACUCUUCCUUGAUCAAACUUGGAUUAGUGACUGGCCCAAUUAUCGCAGGUGCUCUUCUUGAUAUGUAUGCAAAGCGAGGAAGCAUUUGUGAGUCCAAAAGAGUUUUCAGUGAGACGCCUCAUAAAAGUCAGUUUGCAUGGACUGCAAUAAUAUCUGCACACGCUGGGCAUGGAGACUAUGACUCAGAGAUAGAAUUGUUCAAGGAGAUGAUAAAGAAGGGGUAA